Messenger RNA from Miscanthus lutarioriparius, 798 nucleotides. NCBI's taxonomy places the organism in Eukaryota, Viridiplantae, Streptophyta, Magnoliopsida, Poales, Poaceae. The record is from the annotation of a GenBank genome assembly.
AUGGCGCACUGUCCUCUUCUAGUGCACCCCGCGCGAGCUGCUCUGCAUCAACUUGCCAGUUGCUUGCUGCCACUGCCCUCUCCCCCACUCGCGUGCCGCAGCUGCAUCAGGGGUGGCGCGAGAUCAGCCAUGCAGCUUUUCUCUGGCCGGAGCAAGCAGGAGCACAAGAUCGGCGGAGGCGGCAAGUGCCACGCCGUGUCGGGGACGACGCGGCACAGCAAGGGGGGUGGCAAGUGCCGCGCGCUAUGCUGCGGCGCGUCCCGGCUCAGCGUGUCCUCGGCGGCGUCGUGCUCGUCCACCGACGCGGCGCCGGAGCCGCUUCCCCUGCCGCCGCCGCCGACGACGACGACGCAGCCGCGCGGCCUGUCCAGGCUCGCGCACGGGAUGGUCCAGGCACGGCUGCAGUCCAUGAUCGACUCCGCAGAGGCCGGCGGUCGGCCGCCGCCGGUGGCGCGCCGCACGGAUGAGCUCGCCGAGCGGCAUCGCCGCGGCCUCCCGCGGGCGUGGGCCCGCGGCGGCGCCUGCUACGAGAAGGGCGUCCGGGAGCAGGCGGCGGCCACCAGGCGGACGACGUGCGUCGUGCUGCUCGCGGAGGACCGGAGGACGCACGACCCGCGGGAGGAGUUCCGGCGGUCCAUCGCGGAGGUGAUCGCGGCGAAGCGGAUGACCGAGCCCGCGGAGCUGCGGGCGCUGCUCAACUGCUACGUCUCGGUGAACGCGCGCGAGCACCGCGCCGCCAUCCUCCAGGCCUUCCACGAGGUUUGCUCGGCCCUCUUCUCUUGCAAGCAGCUGGGUUGA